CCUAGAAACAGGAGAGCGUCCGUUGGUGAGUUCCUCCCUCCACCAGCCCUUUAUAUAGUCCUCUCAGUGUCCCCCUGAGGGAGACUGAGAUUUCUGAACCUCUCAGCCCACACCCAGCUUUUCCUCAGCAGCAGAGAAGCAGGUCGUCAUCAUGAGUGAGGACACCAGGAACUCUCUGGAAAAAAUCCUUCCACAGCUGAAGUGCCAUUUCACCUGGAACUUAUUCAGGGAAGGAAGUAUCUCAACUCAUAUGGAAGAUAGAGUGCAUAACCAGAUUGAAUUUUUAAACUCUGAGCACAAAGCAACAAUGUACAACUUGCUGGCAUAUAUAAAACAUCUAGAUGGUGAAAAUGAGGCAGCCCUGGAGUGCUUAGGGCAGGCUGAAGACUUACUGAAGCCAAACCAGGAUGAUCAAGCAGAAAUGAGAUGUCUGGUCACCUGGGGAAACUAUGCUUGGGUCUACUAUCACAUGGGCCGGCUCUCAGAAGCCCAGGCUUAUGUUGACAAGGUGAAACAUGUGUGCAAGAAGUUUGCAAAUCCUUACAGCAUGGAAUGUCCGGAACUCGAGUGUGAGGAAGGAUGGACACGCCUAAAGUGUGGAAGGAAUGAAAGAGCCAAAAUGUGUUUCGAAAAGGCUCUGGAAGAGAAGCCUAGUGAUCCAGAGUGCUCCUCUGGACUUGCAAUUGCCAUGUACCAUCUAGAAGAAAACCCAGAGAAGCAGUUCACUGUUGAUGCUCUGAAGAAGGCCAUGGAGCUGAAUUCUAAGAACCAGUAUGUCAAAGCUCUCUUGGCCCUGAAACUGCAGAGGAUGGGAGAAGAAGCUGAAGGGGAGCAAUUGAUUGAAGAUGCCCUGAGAAAAGUUCCUAAUCAAACAGAUGUCCUGCAAAAGGCAGUCCAGUUUUUCAGGAAAAAGGGUAACCUAGACAGAGCUAUCAAACUCCUUGUAACAGCAUUAAGAUCCACUAAACACAACAGUCCCCUCUACUGCUCGGUCAUGGCCCAUUACAGGAUGAAACUGGAGAAAUUGAAGAACAGAGGGGAUGCUGAAACCAGUGAGAGCAAGGAGAUAAUGGAGGAACUGAGAAGACUGACGAUGGAGUACAUGCAUCAGGCUCUUCGGAGAAGGCGAAGUCCUCUGAACUCCUACUCAGAUCUCAUUGAUUUCCCGGAAGUAGAACGAUACUAUCAGUUUGUCUUCCGCAAGGAGAGUCCUCCUGCUGAGGAAGAGCAGCUUUACCAGCGCUAUUGCGACCUCCAGGAGGAUCACCGGAAGUCUGCAGACCUCGCUGCUCUGAAAGAUUUCCUGCAGUCUCAGAGAAAUGAAAAAUCCAUUGAGAAGCAAGAGGUGAAGGAGCAAGCAGAGGCCGCAAAUGAAAACUUGCAACAGCAAAACGUACUGGAUCUUGGCCUCUCCAGGGAAUAAGUCAGA
Microtus oregoni (creeping vole) is the source of this 1429-nucleotide messenger RNA. RefSeq names its product interferon induced protein with tetratricopeptide repeats 3 (gene Ifit3). The transcript is spliced from 2 exons. The coding region runs from base 152 to 1423 and encodes 423 amino acids. Gene Ontology annotation, molecular function: protein binding. Gene Ontology annotation, biological process: defense response to virus. NCBI's taxonomy places the organism in Eukaryota, Metazoa, Chordata, Mammalia, Rodentia, Cricetidae. The record is from RefSeq and is a predicted model, not a curated record. Gene Ontology annotation, cellular component: cytosol.